AUGACAUCCCACGAUCACACCCACGGCGCGGGCACUGUGUCUGCGGAUAUGAAGCACCGCAGCGUGAGCCCCUCCGCCCACGCCCAACAAACGUAUCACGACCCAACUGCUGGUCUGGCCCUGAACCACUCCAUGUCAGCCGCGUACGCGACAAACCCUUCCUAUGACAACACCAAUGCCGAUCCCAGCAUCAGCGGCACUGAUUCGUAUGGCUACUCGGCAGCUUACCUCUCUGGAGCCCCGCAAGCCCAGGGCCUCGCGCUCUCAUCUGGCCAGCCCUUCCCGCCAACCCUGAACACGAGCAACAUCCCCAUGUCGCAAUCGUUCGACCCAACCCUGGUUAAUCAGCUCGACCCCGGAGUCACGGGCUUGCAACAGUCACAGGCAACCGAGGAUUUCUCUAAUCUCCUCAAUUCCAAUGCAGGGGAGCUGGAUUUCUCGGCCUACCAGAACCACAGCCCGAAUAGCGCCAGCGCAUCCGAGUACGAUUCGUCGCUGCUACUGGAUCCGCAAAUGCACCAGCGCCCGCAGUCCAUGCACCAAGCGGUCAACCCAGCUGAUCUUGUCAGCCCUAUCUCCAAUCCCUCUGCAUCCUCACAUCCCUCGUCGCAGGACCCGCAGCAGUCUUCGCCGGCCCCUAUGUCCCCUCCCGGCUCGACUCCUGGGACAUACUAUACCCCGCAGCAUUCGCGCCAUACCUCGCUGGACCCAGCCACGGCGGUUUAUUUGAGCGCACAGUCCAACGCGGACUGGCAGUCUGUCAUGAACAAUACCGCGUUCCAGGGCCACCGCAGAGCGCCAUCGGAAGUAUCUGAGGUCUCAUCUGCCAACCACUCGCCCUAUUUGUCUCAACAUGAAUAUGAAGGUAUCGAGAACAAUGCUUCACCCUCGCUUGCCCCGCAGAAUGACCCUGCGCUGUAUGAUAAUGCGCUGGGCAUUGAGCAAUUCACGCUGUCAGAGCAGCACCAGCAGGGCUUCAGCCCAGCCCACAGCCCGUAUAUUUCGCCGCGGUUGAUGCCACAACAGGGCAAUGAUGUGAUACCCAGUAUCCAGUAUGCAUCGGCCAGUAAUCAGUUUCCCCCGGCACCAACAGACCUGUAUGGAUUACCUGGGGAUGACAUGAUGGGAAUGAAUCCUGCAGGUGAUAUCGGCCAAGCAUCCCAGAUGGCCCCUCCAUCCAUCAACGUGGAGUUUGCUCCGCCAUCCCGGAUCCCGAGUUUCGGGCCAUCGAAGCCGGCUACCGACUUGGACUCGCUUAGGUCCCGUGUUCGCAGCAAGUCAGAUCCUUACACACACCCCACUUCCCGUCAAAGAUCUCCUGCAACUUCGACAACCAGCCUUGAGCCUCUGGCCCCUACUUCACCGCGCUCGCUGUCGCCCCACUCGCGUAGCAGCCCCAGCUCGCGUGAAGCGUCACCGUCAAGAUCUAAUCGACGUCUCUCAACAUCAUCUAUCGAGAGUCGCAACUACAUUCUAGAUCUGGCUGACCCAGGGCGCCCUGGAGCAGCCCCAGGAGACUCGAAGCGUGUCCAGAAGCACCCCGCCACUUUCCAAUGUACACUCUGCCCUAAGCGUUUCACCCGUGCCUACAACCUACGCUCGCACCUCCGCACCCACACCGACGAGCGGCCGUUUGUGUGCACAGUCUGUGGCAAAGCCUUCGCCCGCCAGCAUGACCGUAAGCGCCACGAAGGCCUUCACUCCGGUGAAAAGAAGUUCGUCUGCCGAGGCGAUCUCUCACGAGGCGGACACUGGGGUUGCGGCCGCCGUUUCGCUCGCGCUGACGCUCUCGGUCGCCACUUCAGGUCUGAAGCUGGCCGCGUCUGCAUCAAGCCCCUCCUAGACGAAGAGUCCCAGGAGCGCGAGCGCAUCAUGGUCCAGCAGCAACAGCAGCAACAGCCUGCCGGCCACCUGCAGCCUGUACCACAGCCCCUCGUAAUGCCGGGUGUUCCAGGCAUAGAUGGCCAGCCCUCGGGCAACUUCGUCCUCCCCGCCGCCCUGCUCGCGCAAUACCCCGCCCUACAAACGCUGCAAUGGGACCAGAUCCCUGCCGCGGGCGAUGACCCUAGCGAUAUGGGAGGCCGGAGUAGUUUCGACGCCAGCUCUGGCGGCGAAUUCGGCUUUGAUGACGAUGAGUCUGGCAUUAGCAGCGUUUCUGGGAUGAGCACUGGGUAUGGCAAUAACCAGGGCGCUAUUUAUGGCGGGCAGAUGCUUGGUGUUAACCCCGGGGAUCCUGGGUACGUGGAUCAACAAAAGUGGAGUGGAUGA
This is a messenger RNA of Penicillium canariense, 2268 nucleotides long. It is a transcript of the gene crzA, whose product is annotated as putative C2H2 transcription factor Crz1. Gene Ontology annotation, biological process: regulation of transcription by RNA polymerase II. The record is from RefSeq and is a predicted model, not a curated record. Gene Ontology annotation, molecular function: RNA polymerase II cis-regulatory region sequence-specific DNA binding; DNA-binding transcription factor activity, RNA polymerase II-specific. Gene Ontology annotation, cellular component: transcription regulator complex; PcG protein complex. The transcript is spliced from 2 exons. Lineage: Eukaryota; Fungi; Ascomycota; Eurotiomycetes; Eurotiales; Aspergillaceae. Bases 1 to 2268 code for a protein of 755 amino acids.